Molecule: messenger RNA, 5620 nt
Organism: Phycodurus eques (leafy seadragon)
Lineage: Eukaryota; Metazoa; Chordata; Actinopteri; Syngnathiformes; Syngnathidae
Product: trace amine-associated receptor 3
Exons: 3
Coding region: 4545-5603 (352 amino acids)
Biological process (GO): adenylate cyclase-activating adrenergic receptor signaling pathway
Cellular component (GO): membrane
Molecular function (GO): trace-amine receptor activity
Source: RefSeq, a predicted model, not a curated record
AGCACAUCCCCCACACUUGAGAUAUGCCUGUCAUUGGCUUAAGCCCAAGCCAUUCACAUGAGGUCGACAGAGUGUGCUUCAUUUAGUCUCGCGUCUCAAUGUGCAAUGAGACAUGCGAGACAGAGGUUCACCACUGAUUCAUAAGUUGAAGACCCUGAGCACGAUACAGGAUCCAAAAUGGAUGGGUUGAUGUCAGGUUGGUCAAUUGGCCAUGGGGAGCUGGAGCAUACCCCAGGUGACGUCAGGCGAAAGGCAGACUUCACAUUGAGUGGUCCCCAGUCACUCAUCGGACACAUACAGGAAGAAAUCCAAUCACACUCACAUUCACCCCAUCACUGAGUGCGAAUUGAACCCAGGCGCCCUGCACCGGUAAUCUAGCAGCAAUUGUCCAUUUUAAGCAACAUCAUAGAAUUUUAGAUACCUGUUUUAGGUUAAAGGUGUGUUGAAAGGCUGCAUAGUAGUUUGAAUUUCUAGCAACCCUCUCUAUGCUGUUGUUGAACAGUUUUUUGUUUUUAAAAAAAAAAAAAAGCACUCAAACAAAUGAAAUAACAGAUUUUAGAAACUACUAAAUGAUAAGUAAAAACUGCGCAAUGUUAAACUAGGUCUUUCAAAGUUAAAGUGUUAACUAAUGAUUAAUCACACCCAAAAAAAAAAUCUGUGGAUUUUUCAUGUUUUAACUCAGAUUAAUAACAAUUAAUAAUUUAUCAUACAAUAAUUAAUAAUAAUUUAUUUUGCCCACACACGCUCCUUUGCCUUUAAUGGAUGGUAAUUUGCAUAAAGUGCAGCGCUGAACUCUCUAUUCAUCAAAGCACAAUAAAUUUCAAAUACCAUCUCAAAGCAAAAUGUGGUAGUAUGUGUGGUAUAUUUAAAUCAAAAUUCAUUUGAUUUAAAAAAAAAUCUUAAUUGACAGACCUAAUUAAAACAUUGCUUAAGUGUAAAAAAGUAUGACAAAAAUACAAAAGGAUCAAGCAAAAGGUAUCAAAUAAGAGUAAAACAGAAUCGAAUACUUUAAAGAAUGAAUUUUGUUGUGUGUGUAUACAAUUGUUGAAUUCAAAAUAUUUUAUUUCCAAACAAAUCCCUCAAAAUGUAUCACUUUUUCUACUAAUUACAGUACUGUGCUUGGCAUCGCAUUUUCUUCUUCUUUUUUUUUUAACAAAAUCCUUGUAAAUUUAAAUCAUAAACUAAUGACAAUAUCAAUCCACUUAGCAAUAUAACAAAUAGUUUUUGUGUAUUUCCUUGAUAAAUUUCUCACGUAGUUGCUUUUAUCUCGGCAAGCAAACCUGUAGUCUUUUUCAGUGUUGGCCACUCCCUGUGAUUAUUGUGGCAUGUAUUCGUUACACCCACCUCCCGCAUCGCUUCCAUCUCAAUAUGGCUGCAAGGACUUGCUUUUGACAGUGUCAUGAGGACAGACCACCUUCUCUCGUCCACACAAGUGAGUGUCUUUGUUUUUCCAUUUUUCAUCACAGCAUCGUUUAUCUAUUGGGGGAAAAAGAACAAUUUUUGGAUUCAGUCAUUUUAGAAUGAAAUGCAGAAGCCAAUAAUUCUACUUAAAUAUCUAGUUUCUCUACUUCUAUUUAUUUUUUUUUAGAACAAAAUCAUUUGUGUCUGUAUAAACAGUUUUUAACAUUUAUACAAGAAAUAUUGCAAGAACUAAAUACGUCUGUCAACUACAUCGAUGUAAAAGUGAUUUUUACCUCCAUAAUAAUAAUAAUAGAUAACUGUUGGGUUACACAUCACAUGACACAGUGAUAAAUCUGAUUUUAGAAAUCCAUAAUGGCAGUAUUAAAAUGUAUAGGUCGAUUGGGAUUAAUUUUAGAAAGGAUUAAAGGAUGAAGCGCUUUCCUGAACUGUCAUCUACUUCUCUGUAGUGGGACAUGAAAGUUUGGUGUCAUAAUCCUUUAUGAUUGGAAACAAAGGCACACUGUAUAAUAAUGAGCUUCUCGAAACAUAUCUUUUUGAAUGUGAAAUGAAGAUUACGCUCGUUGCGUUCUCUCAAGUGUCACUUUGUCAACCCUGCAUUGUCCCAGUGGUCUUCAUUAAAGUUAAUGGUAAGUCAGCUGAAACAUCCACAUUGCUCCCCACGUCAUCAUUGGCGCCGCAAUGAAAACAAUUCCGUCAUGCAUCUCCUGUGCAACACACUUCACUGCAUGGAUUGCUGUGAGAGGGGCAAACAACUGCGAGGAUUCAAAUUCCGGAAUUUCAUCAUCUUACCAAAAAAGGAAAUAUAAUCAUUCUUGACAUGACGUACAAUUCUUAACAUACUGCAUUACAGCAUCAUUUUCACAGUUUGUUAUUUUUCUAUUCUACGCCGCCCUUUUGGAUUAGGUUUUGCCAUAGUUUUGUCCUAAUUUUCUUUUGUGGACGUUUGCCCUUCCUGAAUCCAACCCACCCUAUUUAUCUGGUUUUGGGAUUGCAUCAGCAACAGUUUUGACCUAAGACUACAAUAUUUGACCCUGGCGCUUCCAGGGAAAAAUACCAUGUAAAUCUAGAUAAAAUAUACAGUAAUUAAACAACUCAUAGUGUGAGGCUUUUGGCAAAAAAGAUUCAUUAAGAUAUGAAUCACAGUCUCCCCUUCAGUUUUCCAGAACCAGAACACGAGGGAAAUCAUAAUCAUUCUUUCUUUCCUCCCUCCUUUUCAUCCAUUCCAUGUUCCUCUUCGUUUCCUUUUUUUUUUCUAUCCGUUCUUUCCUCCUCCCCCUUCCUUCUACUUUUCUCACUCCCUCUUGUGCAUCUUCCCUCCUCUAUGUUCUUUCUUUCCUUCAUCUUCCCUCUCUGUUCUUUCUUUCCUUCAUUCCUCCUUUUUUUCUAUGGCUCCUGCCUCCCUUCGUGCGAGGCACAUUUCAUAUGCCAGCAGAAAGGUGUAAUGUUAUGUAUGCCAUCAGAUGCAUCGCGCUAGCAGAGACGUCGUUUUUGGGGAAAGUCAGAAUAGGCAGGAUUCCAAUGUCCAGUGGUUUCACAGGCAACUAAAAUAAGACAAAAGAGUGGUCUUUUCUGAAGAAAGGUGUUUUUAGAUCUUCUGCGGACUGACGCAAAAAAACACCCCAAAAACGACUACAAUUCAUUCUAUGUAUAUGGUAAAGUAAUGUGAACAUUCUUAAACAUGCUUAUUGUUAUUAUUUUAGUUUUUGAAAAUUCCAUAAAACAGAGCAUUCUCGUAAAAGGUUCAUGGCCCACCACCGGGUCAUAAGUUUGGAAGUUCCCUUGAUCACAGAUCCAAUGCAGUUCAUCCAUUAGCUAACACAUAGACAGGAAAAAAAAAAUCAUUACAAAUAUUAAAAUUUAAUCGGACCACGCUUACAGUGUGAGAAGAAACCAAGAGACGGAGUUAAACUUAAAAUAUAAAAAAGCACCUCAAUGCAAGUGCAGUAGUUCCUCGUUUAUUGCGGGGGGUUGCGUACCAUAAGCCCCCAUGCUUGACACAAAUCUGCAAAUGAGCGACCACAUAUUUAUCUUAUUUAUAUACAUUCUAAAGCUUGAUACGGAAUACCAAUACAACAUAUGAAUGUGAGGCGCAGGUACUAUUUUUGUCCACUUUGGGUCACCAUCCUCGCAUUCUACACCGUAGUAUCUGUGACAUUGAAUGUGCGUUGCCUUAAAAGGUAGGGCCUGGCCUGUUGAGUGAUGUCAGAGUAAGCCAAUGAGAGCCUAGAGUUGGCCGUGUUUUCUUACCAUUUGUUCAAUGAAGCGUUGACAGUGCACUGGCUGCCAGUGUCUAUCCUUGACCACCUGUGGAGGGAUUCAAAUUUGUUCUAACAAGCAGUGGCAGGCUAUAUUAAAGACAUACUGUACUUUUUUCAUGGUGAUUUGUUUUCUUUGCAACAGUGAAAAGUUCAUAUUUUUGUUGUAAGAAAUUUGAAAAUAUGGUGAAUUUCCAUGCACAUUUCCUAACUUUAAAAAGUAUUUUAAAGCACACUGGGUGGCUGCCAUAUUUGUCGGACACUUGACUGGAUAACCCAGAACAUGAUGCCACAUAUGGACGAAACAGCACAAUUAGCAUUGAUAAUGCCGACGCAAAUGCUUCUAUCGUUGAUCCUGAAAGAAUUAGGCUGCAUCGUUUCGAACCAACACGACCGAAGAGUAAUUUCGCACUGAUAAUUUGCCGAUCCAAUCAUGACAUUAUUGAUUGGAUUCACAAAUUUACACAUCACAGCUGCCACAAUCUUGUUUACUGCAGGGAUGUUCCGCGCUGCCGCUGCGUAUGUUUGAUUCCGAAAGCUACUUUAUUUUUUAGCCUUGCCGCGAGUCUUUUGACGUACUUGCUACACGAUGGCGAAUAUCUAUUUUUAGUUAAGGCGACAAAUGUAAUGAGGCACCUGUAUACACAAGGAUGAGCAUGCCGAGUUGAAGACGUUCAGCGUGGAAAAACAAAAGCGAACAACAAAAUGGCCGCUAAAGCAAACAGUGAGAAGUCAACACGGAAGCCACGCUAGCUUCAUGGUGUGUUGGAUAAACAUUCUCCCUUUCUCUCUCGUAGAUCUGCCGCCUUGCCGUGGCCCCACCUCUCCAGCGGUGGCUCCUUUUCCGCUUUAUGGUUGAACAAGAAGAUGGACAACAGAAGCUUUGAAGGCGCCGCUAACACAACACUGGACUCCUGCAGCAGCAUAUUGAGGAACCAGGCGUUUCGUUUUGUCCUGUACGGCUUCUUCUUUGCUGGAAUCAUCUGCACAGUGGUGGGCAACUUCCUGGUGGUCUUGUCGAUUUCCUACUUUAAACAGCUGCAGUCGCCCACAAACUCCUUCCUCAUGUCCCUAGCUGUGGCCGACUGCCUCGUGGGUCUGGUCGUAAUGCCUUACAGUAUGAUCCGGACAGUGGAAGGGUGCUGGUACUUUGGCUCCCUCUUUUGUCAGCUUCACUCCAGCUUAGAUGUCAUGCUUUGUACUGCUUCCAUAUUACAUCUGAGUUGCAUCGCCUUUGACCGCUACUAUGCUGUCUGCAACCCGCUCGUUUAUUCUUUAAAAAUGUCCCAAGGUCGAGUUGCUUUCCUCAUUGUCAUCUGUUGGGCCGUUCCCAUGCUUAUUUCCUUCGUUCCGAUAACGCUAGACCUCCAUAUCGCUGGUGUUCACAUCCUGCUCCCUCAAGACGUAUGUGUUUUCUUAGUCAAUCGCAUAUACGCCGUCAUGGCUUCCUUGAUAGCCUUCUACUUGCCCAUGGCUAUCAUGCUGGUCGCCUACUGGAAGAUAUUCAAGGUAGCCAGGCGGCAGGCAAGGCAGAUCAGUGCCAUGGAAAGCCAGAUGGCCGCUGGAGUGGGAAAAGACUCGAGCAAAAAGAAAAAGCACCGCAACAACAUGAAGAGAGAGCGAAAGGCAGCGAAAACCUUGGGCAUCAUCAUGGGAGUCUUCCUCAUCUUCUGGAUGCCAUUUUUUACUCUCAAUAUUGUGGACCCCUUUAUUGAUUACAGCACAGAAGUGAUCAUCUGGGACAUAUUUUUAUGGCUGGGAUAUAUCAACUCAUCACUAAAUCCUUUCUUGUACGGUUUCUUUAAUCGUUCCUUUCGUAAGGCAUUCCUCAUGUUCAUUGGCUGUAGGGUAUGCCAACCUGGAAUCUCCUCUGGGAUGGAACUAUCGCACACCCGGAAAGAAGCAAAUGACCGUGCCGAUAAAUAAUAAAAUGCUUUCGUGGU